Morone saxatilis (striped sea-bass) is the source of this 2348-nucleotide messenger RNA. It is a transcript of the gene marcksa, whose product is annotated as myristoylated alanine-rich protein kinase C substrate a. Gene Ontology annotation, cellular component: plasma membrane; cytoplasm; actin filament bundle. Gene Ontology annotation, biological process: central nervous system development; actin filament organization. The coding region runs from base 318 to 1139 and encodes 273 amino acids. Gene Ontology annotation, molecular function: actin filament binding; calmodulin binding. The transcript has 2 exons. Lineage: Eukaryota; Metazoa; Chordata; Actinopteri; Moronidae. The record is from RefSeq and is a predicted model, not a curated record.
CUCUUCACUUGGGCGUUGGACUCCGCAUCUUAUUAGCAACAAGGGAAAUUUCUCCAUUUUGCAGCCUGUCUACAGCGACACGGCCACCAAUCUGGGAUUUUAUUACUCCUCCUUACCUGCCAGCUUUUCCCCGCUAUUUUGAAAAAUCCUCCUCGCUCUUGACUGGACUUUGCUUUACAUUUUCCCUGUGAACUUUUUUCUCCUCUGUGCAGAGAGAGGGAGACAGCAGCGAAGAGCUUUUGAGUUUCAACAAAGAGGCUUGUGGGUCUUUGUUCGUUUUUUGGAUCGGUUGAGUUUCUUUGUUGGGGGCGAAAAGCAUGGGAGCGCAAUUGUCCAAGACAGCUGGGAAGGCUGAAACCGCGGCCGAAAAGCCCGGAGAGGCUGCUGCUUCACCCACCAAGACCAACGGACAGGAAAACGGCCACGUUAAAGCCAACGGGGACGCCUCUCCUGCAGCCGCCGAGAACGGCAAAGAGGAGGUGCAGGCCAACGGCAGUGCCACGGCCGAGGAGACCCCCAAGGAGGAGGCUGAGAAAGCAGAAGCCGCCCCCGCUGAGAAGGAGGCUGCGGAUGGGGACAAGGUAGAGGCAUCCCCUGCUCCUGCUGAGGGAGAGGCGGCGGAGGCGAAGGCCGAGGACGGCGCCGCACCUUCCACCAGCAACGAAACCCCCAAGAAGAAGAAGAAGCGGUUCUCCUUCAAGAAGUCGUUCAAGCUCAGCGGCUUUUCUUUCAAGAAGACCAAGAAGGAGACAGGAGAGGGGGCAGAGAACGAGGAGGCGGCUGCAGCAGCAUCCACGGAGGAGGCCAAGGCUGAGGACACAGAGGAAGCGGCGGCCGCCAGCGAGGAGGCCAAACCUGCUGGGGAGGAGGCCGCACCUGCUGCAGAGCCGGCCAAGGAGGAGGUAGAGGCCAAGCCGGAGGCAGCGGCGGCUGCAGCAGAGGCGGCACCAGCAGAGAAACCUGCUGAGGAGGCCAAGAAGGCCGCGGAGGCCGCGCCCGCAGAGGAGCCAAAGGCAGAGGAGCCCAAGGUGGAGGAGAAGCCGGCGGAGGAGGCGCCCAAAACAGAGGAGGCCGCCCCGGCCUCGCAGGAAGCGGCAUCAGCGGAGGCUCCGGCUGCAGCCGCGGAGGCCGCUGAAUAAUUUGGGAGAAAGAGGAAGAAAUUUGAAAAAAAAAGGAGAAAAAAGAUAAUCAAAGAACAUUUCCCUGUUUGUAUGUUGGAGUGAUGCCAGGUAAUGGCUUUGAAGAACUUGUCUACAACCAGGGAUAUUUUAAAGCUUUUUCUUUAUUUUUUAUUUUUGGUUUCCAUUCCCCCCUUACACAAAACCCAUCUCGGUCCAUUGUUACUUCCAUUCCAACGGGCUAGGGAGGUGGGUGGCUUCGACAUGUACAACAGAUUAAUUCCACACUCUGCCGUAUAUUUUUUCAUCAGUAUUACGUUUUUUUUUUCUUUUGAAUUUUUAUACAAAAGUGUAAACAAAAUGGUAUGGACAUGCCCAUGGUAUGAAGGAGACGGGGGUCGAGCUGUAAAUGAAGGGGGGAGGUGAGUUCAGGGAGGGCAGGGGGGAGGGGCCUUGGAAAUGUGCCACAGACUAUUAUGGAAAGAGUAGUCUAAAAAAACUAGGAGACCAACAUCCAUACACACCAUACAGUUUACAACACUAAGUCCCUUUUUGAAAUACGACCAACAAAAGAGUCCCAGAGUUAGGGUUUUUUAGGAAGACGUAUAAACUCAUAGGAGCUUUUCACUUCUCAUUAGCUGUACCAGUCAGUGAUUCAGUAGGAAUACAAGUUGUAUAGGCUUUAUUGUUUAUUGUUGGUUUUAUGACCUUAAUACAAAUGUAAGUAUGUAUAGGCGGGGUGUUUUUAACUGUGAUUAUUGUACAAAAUGAAAAUCUUGAUCUCAAGAAGCACAUGAAGUUUGCAGCUCUUUUUUCCACCCGCUCAUUUUUGUAAGAUAACAACACACACGCAAAAAAAGAAGAGAAAUGUCAUCCCGGAAAGACCUUCUUAAGCAAUUUUGAACUCGAAAACCAAGCUGUGAUAAGUGGAAUGGUUAACUGUUUAUAUACUGUGGUAUGUUUUUUUGAUUACAGCAGGCAAAUGCUUUUCUCAGUGGUCUUUGACAAAAAUUUAAGGAAUCUAUCAGAUGCAAAUGUUUGUGUAGCAUCUUGUCUCUCUCUCUCUCUUUCUUUUCCUUUUGUAAAUACUGGAGAAGCUUCGACCAGUUUGACUUUAGAGAUGGAAUGUAACUUUGCUUACAAAAAAAUUGCUAUUAAACUCCUCUGCUUAAGGUGUUCUAAUUUUCUGUGAGCACACUAAAAGCAAAAAUAAAUGUGAAUAAAAUUUGA